AUGGCCUCUACCUUUGCCCAAGACGCCGAAGCGAAUCAAAAGAUUAUGGAUAGCGCUGCCGACCGAAUCAUUCGCUGGAUAGAAACAAAAGAUCAUACAUUCAAGACAGACCAUGUUAAAUUUGAAGUUAGCGGAAGCACAAUCGGGACGGAACAGAUGCAGGAUGUCUCGGUUGAAAAGGAUUCUAGCGCCUUAUCCGAACAAACGGUUCAAACGGCCUCAAUUAGUUCACAAACUGACUUAGUUGAAGAGCCUGUGGAUCCAAAUUCUGAUCCCGAGCGAAUUGAGUUUCUUGUCGGCCAGGAUGACGACCCUCUCAUACCUAGCCUAGAUCAGAUCAAUCACGCAUUUUUGAAGGGUCAAAAUAUCUGGAGCUCCUAUGUUACCCGCGCUAUGUCGCUACCGUCUGGCUUAUUAUCUGCUGGGAUCUUGGAUCCGUAUAUUAUGUUGCAACAUACACCUCCCCUUCCUCGAGAUCUACCAAGAAAGCGGAACAUCACAGGACAAGCGUUAUGGGAUAUCCCAAACCCUGAAUUCUCUAAGUCUGAUAAAGGGGACUGGAAUCCUGAUUUCGUUCACGGUAUCAAAAAGUCAUUUCCUCUCUCAAUACCCAAGCCCAUUGAGUGUCGUAUAUCAACUCGAUCUGAUUUCCGACUUGAUGGCGAAAGAUCAAAUGGCAUUGCGAUACUUAUGGCACUUUGGUCCUACAUUUUCUGUGUACGGUUUCUCGAAAUGCAGAGGAGACCCAUACGGUAUUCUGCCACGAGAUUAUCACCUGUCCUCAAGCAAGACAUAAAGCCUCGACCUGGAGACAUCGUCCUCUGA
Molecule: messenger RNA, 825 nt
Organism: Sclerotinia borealis F-4128
Lineage: Eukaryota; Fungi; Ascomycota; Leotiomycetes; Helotiales; Sclerotiniaceae
Source: the annotation of a GenBank genome assembly